AUGUGCUCUGGGGAUGUUGUGGAUGGCGCUGGGAGUGCUUCGCUCUACUGCGGGAAUGUGGAACAAGUCGCUAUACAGGUGUGGCAAAUAAUUUCCCUGAGCCUAAACCGGAGGCUGGAUCUGGUGCUACAGCGCAAGAGGGGGGAACAGCUGCAAAUGACGAGAAUUAGUGGCUACAACGCUCGACAGACGGAGAGGGUUAGGACCGGACCGGACGCCUGCAGGAUUGACUGGUCGGCCUUUGGCACCGACCACAACUCAAGAAGACAAAGCGCCAGUGUUUCUGGGAUUGCGAAUUUCUGGCAGCUUCCUGGAGAGUCCUCAAUGGUCUUAGGAUCCAACCUGCAGAUCCUCAAGCGCUUUCCCGCUUCCCCGUCCAGCCGGAACCGUGAAACGAGAUGCAGACGGCGCGGUGGCACCAAGGCUGCUCCGUCACAGUCCCUCCUGUACCCCUAG
Molecule: messenger RNA, 456 nt
Organism: Aspergillus melleus
Lineage: Eukaryota; Fungi; Ascomycota; Eurotiomycetes; Eurotiales; Aspergillaceae
Exons: 1
Coding region: 1-456 (151 amino acids)
Source: RefSeq, a predicted model, not a curated record